UAUCGCCUUGAGAGGACAUAUUUUUCGGCCCUCACUUCAUAAUAACACCAAAUGCGUGUCAAGGAAUAAAAGCUUAAAAUUAGAUGAUUUGUUGUAUUUUGCCUUUACCGGUGUCAAAUUGCAAUUAUUGCCCACUACAAAGUUGAAGUGAGUAUGAAAACUUAAAAAUUCAUUAUGAGUUUGAAAGCAACGGAGUUUUGUCCAAUUCACGGAUUCGUCAUCUUGGCGCUUUGCCUGAUCAUCAAGAUUAAUUCCUCACCACAAAUACACGCCGGAAAUGCCUACAUAGAAGCCUUAUCCAAGUUCAAGAACGAUGAAAUAGGGAGCUUCGCCAACUUGCUCGCCGCGAUCAAGGCUCUCGUGGUGAGUUUCGAGAUCUGGCGGCCUGACGAGUUCAGCGCCCUCUUGUGGACGUUCCCCAGCACUAUGCGCGAUCUGUUCCCGUAUUCGCAAUACAAAAUGAACGACAGCAAAUUGCAGAGCGGGCGAGUUGAUGUCCUACUUCUUAGCCAUGAUCAGACGCUUUUUGCAAUAACCGUGAAAGGCCGCCAGGGCGCGCUCUCUUCGCUCAAGUGCGUGGCGAAACAUUUGAAAAAUAUGUCCACCUCGCUAUAUCCUUUUAAGAGUGGCACGCCACUCGUGCGACACAGGGUGUUAAUUGGUCUCGGUUACGCACAUAGCAGGGCCAAAGGGAUUGAGCAAGUGGCAGGGAGUUUCAUGAGAGAUACCUUCGACUUAUCGAGAGCGAUCAGUGUCACGGUUUAGUUGCGCCAGUUGAUUGUGAAGCCCAAUGAAUACUCGAUUUCCAAAGGUCCUCUCGUAUUUUACUUCUUUAGUUUUAAAAAAAAUUGAACUCUUGCAUGUGUCAGGAAUUUGCCUGGCAAAAACUGGUUACCUGGUUUCAAUAUCAAUAUCCUGAAGUUGGUGCAUAUCCAAAAUAUGAUAUUUCCAAGAAACAUCA
Messenger RNA from Bemisia tabaci, 961 nucleotides. Lineage: Eukaryota; Metazoa; Arthropoda; Insecta; Hemiptera; Aleyrodidae. The record is from RefSeq and is a predicted model, not a curated record.